Messenger RNA from Entrophospora sp. SA101, 669 nucleotides. Lineage: Eukaryota; Fungi; Glomeromycota; Glomeromycetes; Entrophosporales; Entrophosporaceae. The record is from the annotation of a GenBank genome assembly.
AUGACAAAAUUAGUAAAUUUUAAUAUAAAAUCAUCCCCAGAUGAGAUUCAAAUCUGCAAUGCACCAAUAACCUCUGCAUCAUCAACUUCAAAUUCGUCAAUUGGCAGCACUACUACAACUACAGCAUCAUUAAAUGCCUAUUUUUCAAAUGUAGAGGAAGAAUUAAAUAAAAAACUUGAUAAUGAAAUUGACCAAUUUGUUGUUUCGUUUCGUGAUAUUGUAAAAGGUUCAGGUAUCCGUGAAUCUAUUAGAGUACCUGGUAGAGAUACUGACAAAUCAGUUGAAAAAGAUAAAUAUAAAAAUGCAUUGGAUGGACUGGUAGAUGAAUUACGUGCAGCAAACAUGUCUAUUGAGUUUGACACAAAAGAUAAAUAUAAAAAUGCAUUGGAUGGACUGGUAGAUGAAUUACGUGCAGCAAACAUGGUUCGAUGUUGUGAAAGUCUAUUGAGUUUGACACAUGAUUUAAAAACAACACUUUUAUUAAAUGAUACUCAAACUUUAUUAAAAUUGCAAGAAAAUCGUAAAAAUGAUUUACUUUCUCGAACUCAAAAGAUAAAAAACAAAGUACUGCAGCUUAAUGAAGCUGUCACACAAGCAAUUUGGGAAAUGGAAAGUGUAUUAGGAGGAGAAGGUAGCAGCAAUCAACAACUUGAUCCAAGUAAAAUGUAG